AUGGCCGGCAUAUCCAUUCGCGAGGGCAUCCGCUGGCUGCCCGCCGCCAUGAGCGAGCCGACGUCGACCGUGGUCCUGACAUCGCCGGAGAGACGGUUUGUCGACAUUCGGGUCCUUUACCCCAAGGGCGCGACGCCCGCUGAAGACGUUGCGCCGCUGGAGCGGCUCGACUGGGCCAUCGCAGGCACGUCGUCGUCGACGCCACGCGGCGGGCCGGGCGAGACGCACGGCGUGUGGCGACACUGGCUCGAUUCGCGCACGGUGGCCACCGAGGGGCUCGCCGACGAGGGUGACAUGGCGCCCAUGGACGGGGAGAGGACGCUUGAGACCGGCCAGAUGGUGAACCCAGAGACGGGCGUCGAGACGCCCUACGAGGAGGUGUGGCGGGACCCGACCAUCCAGGGCGUCGACGGCCGGCGCGCCAAGUGCUACGUGCUCGUGUGGGACGAAGGGCCCGCGGCGCGGGGCAUGGUCAUCCGGCUCGGGACAUGGUGCCAGGGCAUUAUGCGGAACGGCGACGAGGUCAAGGCCGAGCGGUGGGAGUGGCGAGCUGGACCGGGGUGGCGGAGGACGAAGCGCGUCGGCGACGGCGCGGGCAUGCCGUGCGGUGUGCUCCUGGAGAGGGAUGUCAAGCUUGAGAAGGGGAACAAGUUUGAGCACGGCGGACGACAGUGGCAGGUUGUUGAGCGGGCUACUGUGUAA
Molecule: messenger RNA, 702 nt
Organism: Verticillium nonalfalfae
Lineage: Eukaryota; Fungi; Ascomycota; Sordariomycetes; Glomerellales; Plectosphaerellaceae
Exons: 2
Coding region: 1-702 (233 amino acids)
Source: RefSeq, a predicted model, not a curated record